Suillus clintonianus is the source of this 843-nucleotide messenger RNA. RefSeq lists its product as uncharacterized. The record is from RefSeq and is a predicted model, not a curated record. Gene Ontology annotation, molecular function: cardiolipin synthase activity. Gene Ontology annotation, biological process: cardiolipin biosynthetic process. Bases 1 to 843 code for a protein of 280 amino acids. Gene Ontology annotation, cellular component: mitochondrion; membrane. Lineage: Eukaryota; Fungi; Basidiomycota; Agaricomycetes; Boletales; Suillaceae. The transcript has 6 exons.
AUGUACUCAACCGUGCACCGCAAUUUUCUUGCUCUUCCUCUUCGCAGCCUCGCUCUGGCCUCAUGUCGUCCAAUUUUUCAACCUUCACUGUAUAAUCCGUUCCAGCUCAAAGCCAGACGCGUCAAUGUCUUUACCGCAAUCACUAGAACCCUCUCUACCUCUUGUGUCAGGUACUCUGACAGGAAGGCCGACGACACCAAAGGCUCUGCUGCAGUGUCGCCUUUGCGCGAAAAUAUAUACACCAUACCAAAUCUGUUGACUGUCUCCCGGAUACUUUCGUGUCCCGUACUCGGUUGGUCCAUACUACAUGACGAUUUCUUCCUCGCGACUGGAUUACUGGUCUAUGCCGGGUUGUCUGACUUAGCCGAUGGCUACCUGGCAAGACGCUUCAGCAUGCAUUCAGUUCUCGGGACCAUUCUUGACCCUGCUGCGGACAAAACUCUCAUGACCACCCUCACGGUGACGUUGGCUAUGAAGGGGUUGCUUCCUGUCUCGCUGGCCUCAAUAAUCAUCGGGCGUGAUGUGUUGCUGAGUCUUUCCGCUUUUUACAUUCGUUAUACCUCGCUCCCGGCACCAAAAACCUUCGCUCGAUAUUGGGACUUUUCUAUACCAUCUGCUGAAGUACGGCCUACCACAAUCAGCAAGUACAACACCUUUGCUCAACUCGCUUUAAUGUGUGCCACAACCGUCACACCCAUUCUGCCCGCGCAGUACACCCUGUUUGUACCCGAAAUGCAAAUUUUGGUUGCUGUAACAACGGUCUGGAGUGGGCUGUCCUAUGUAUUUUCCAAGGAUGCCGUGCGAAUAGUCUCGGAGACGCGCAAGAGGCCUCCGUCUUCAUAA